UCCUAGUACAGAUGGAAAAAGAUGACCCCAGUGAGGUCCCCUUCAGAUGUAAGGGGAGCUGUGAUGCCUUCCCCGUGGCUUCAUCUUUUACUAACUGUAACAUCAUUCAGACUAGAAAGAAGCCAUAUAUGUGUAAUCACUGUGGAAAAUCUUUCAGCUGUUGUUCUAAGCUUAUUGUACAUCAGAGAACACAUACUGGAGAAAAACCCUAUGAAUGUACUCAGUGUGGGAAGGCUUUCAGCCAGAGCUAUGACCUUGUCAUACAUCAGAGGACAUAUACUGGAGAGAAGCCCUAUGAAUGCAUCCAGUGUGGGAAAUCCUUCACCCAGUGUUCCAAACUUAUCAGGCGUCAGUGAACUCACACUGGAGAAAAACCAUAUAAAUGCCUUGAAUGUGGCAAAUCCUUCAGAUGAAACUCUAAUCUCAUUGUGCAUCAGAGAAUUCAUACUGGAGAGAAACCUUAUGUGUGCACUCAAUGUGGAGAGUCCUUCAGCCAAAACUCUGACUUCAUAGCAAAAAGGACUCACACUGGGGAGAAGCCCUAUGAAUGCAACCAGUGUGGAAAAUCCUUCCCUCGAAGCACUCAGCUCAUUAGGCACCUGCGAAUUCACACCAGAGAGAAGCCAUACAAAUGCAGUCAGUGCAAGAAGGCCUUCACAGGGAACUCACACCUUGUUGAACACCAGAGAACUCAUACUGGAGAGAAACCCUUUGAGUGUCAUGAAUGUGGGAAAGCCUUCACAAGGAGCUCACACCUUCUUUCCCAUCAGAGAAUUCAUUCCGGGGAGAAGCACCAGUGUAACAAUUGUGGAAAAUUAUUCCACCAGCAAUCUCAGCUUAUGGUGCAUCAGCAGACGCAUACUGGAGAGAAACCAUAUGCUGACUGA
Otolemur garnettii (small-eared galago) is the source of this 887-nucleotide messenger RNA. RefSeq names its product zinc finger protein 544. Gene Ontology annotation, biological process: negative regulation of transcription by RNA polymerase II; regulation of cytokine production; regulation of immune system process. The record is from RefSeq and is a predicted model, not a curated record. Lineage: Eukaryota; Metazoa; Chordata; Mammalia; Primates; Galagidae.